Molecule: messenger RNA, 968 nt
Organism: Cucurbita moschata (crookneck pumpkin)
Lineage: Eukaryota; Viridiplantae; Streptophyta; Magnoliopsida; Cucurbitales; Cucurbitaceae
Product: NADH dehydrogenase [ubiquinone] iron-sulfur protein 4, mitochondrial-like
Exons: 5
Coding region: 155-622 (155 amino acids)
Biological process (GO): electron transport chain
Source: RefSeq, a predicted model, not a curated record
UUAGUUUGGAAAAGUUCUAGCACCUGCAAUCCCUACAAGUUUUAGAGAAAUCAUCUCCGUUGUUCGAAGCAUAAUCGAGUCGGAACUGUGUUAUUAGCGGGGGGACGAGCCAGACGGAAAACUAGUUUUCGCGUCGAAUUUUGUUCAUCGACAGAUGGCUAACUCCUUGCAGAGAAUCUGGAACCGCGGGUGUGCUCUCCGUGGUACUAUGGCUCCUCUUUGCAGGUCAUUCUCCGCCGACUCUUUGGUUGAAGUCAAGCCCGGCGAGAUCGGUAUGGUCUCCGGAAUUCCCGAGGAACACCUUACCAGAAGGGUUGUAAUCUACUCUCCGGCUAGAACUGCAUCCCAGCAAGGAUCAGGAAAGGUCGGCAAGUGGAAAAUCAACUUUAUGUCAACACAAAAGUGGGAAAACCCAUUGAUGGGAUGGACUUCUACUGGAGACCCCUACGCCAAUGUAGGGGACUCUGCGCUAUCUUUUGACAGUGAAGAAGCUGCAAAGGCAUUUGCUGAGAAACAUGGAUGGGAAUAUGUGGUUAAGAAGCGCCACACACCACUUUUGAAGGCGAAGGCAUAUGCUGACAAUUUCAAAUGGAAGGGCCAUCCUGAACCCAAGGAGGCGUAAACUUGUUCACCACACUUUUUCUCAUCUCAUUUGAUCCUUAAUAGUCCACGGUUGGCGGAAGCCAAUGUCCCGGGUUCCCAAGGCAGAACAGACUGGAGGGUUUGUGUAGCCCAUUUCGGUGCUUAUUUCUGAGGAAGUUGGUUAUAAUAAGUGGAACCAUGGUGUGUACUCACUUGACCUUGUAACUUUUGUUAUCUCGUUAUGUUCCUGAUACAGAACAUUGAAUGAAAGCUCAUAUGCAUUUUGAGCAGUAUCUCGAGUAAAAAACGAGCAUAGGAGUUGUUUAAGUCAUAUUUUGUGCAAUGAAGAUAAUGUCUUUAGUACUCCAAUAGCUUGAUUCCGUGAA